AUGGAGCCUUGUCCGCUUCAUGGACCAUCUCGAGAGCUAAGCUCAAUACGAGAGUGUGACUCUGCCUUCAUCCUCUUUGCCCUGGCCCGUCUCUUUCGUUUACGAGCCUUCAAAAGCGCACAAAUCCUUUUUCUUUUUUGCUUUCUUCUUCCUCUCUUCGUUAUCUUGCGUUGGCUUUGUACUUUUUCCCUUGUAUAUAUAUUGCGGUUCAAAAUGGCGGUGGUUACGACACAGAGUUCUGGCGAGGCUGAGGUCUCAAAUUGCGUGCAGAACAUCAUUCUUGCCUUUACCGACGGUCUCAAUGUUUUCAAAAGACUGAAAGAGAGAAGCAAAAGGAAGAAAAGUAAACAGAAUGCCUCCAAACCUGAAGACGUGCCCUCGGAAGCGGAAUUGCAAUUGAGUACAAGCCUGAGGAGAGGGCCAGUGGAGCUGAGAGAUAGAUAUGAGAGGUGCUACGGGGAGAAAGGAGAGGCGUUUGCGAAAGGUGACGCAACUGCCCAUGCAAGUCUCGCUGAGACAUUGAUCAAACUAAACACAGGCUUGGUCCGCAUCAUCGCAACCUUCUUGAAUUGCAACUCCAAAAGCAGCAGUUUACACCUAGACUAUAAAUCUCUCAUCAGCCUAUCCGAUGCCUCGCGCAGAGAAGCAAUGGAGUCGCUAAACCAAUUACACAGCCGGUUAAGCCAGUCACAGCUCCACAUUCAUCGCAUGUCCUCUUCCAAAUCUGAACAAACUGAUAAAAAACGACACGCGGCAUCAUCACCAUCAUCCCGUCAAAGAAUCAACGGGCCCAUCGUUGCCCGCGCCUCCGUGAAGAACUCCAACCAAAAGCAACUUGUGAUGGUGCGACCCAAGCAUACAAGAAAAGGUUCAACCACAUCGAGUAGUUCUAGUUCAAUGAAAUCACCCCACUCUACCACGGUGAAUUCAUCCAUCUCUUCUUCGCCGUCUGGCUCAGCAAUGGGAUCACCACUCCCUCAAUACUCACCCAAAGAUCCCUUCCCACCCAUGCAAAAGACACCCCCGAAGAUGAACAGUGGUGGCAAGCGAAAAGGCGUACCAUCAACCCCCCACCAACGUCCUACAAAAGUACAGCCUCACCCGAAACUCGACGAACUCUCCCCUCUCCCAUCACCGCAACACACGCCUUCUUCUCCUUCGUACAACGAAAAGCACAUCCCUUCGUCAUCGCCUCCAUCAAUAGUACCCCUCAACGCCGCCAUCGCAAGACGCAGACUCGAUAAACUCACACCCUCUUCAUACACGUUCGCGUCUGAUAGCACAAAGCUAGGCGAGAUCCCACAGCGGAAUUGGACUGUGCCCUGGGACUAUGAAGGUGCGGAGAGACUCAAUGCUGCUGCGGCCCAGGCUGGGUAUUAUCCUGUGCCUACUGCUGCUGCUGGACGGGAUAAGAAGCAGAAGAAAGGGUUGUUCAAGUUCAUGAGGAGGGGAAGUGCGGUGGCUGUGUAGGGUGUGUGUGUGUGUGAUGUGAUGAUGAGGUAUAUGGAGUCCUGUCUUUGCGUUGAUCUUGUUUUUUUAUUCCUGUUUCGUUAUGUUUUGCUCUUGUUCCCUUUUUUCUUGGUUUUCAGCUCUGUUUUUGUGUGCGAUUGAUGUUCACGACCUUACGUUUCACGACUCACGAGUUUCUUUUUCCUUGUCACGAGGAUUAUACCCUUUGUUUC
Messenger RNA from Periconia digitata, 1682 nucleotides. The record is from the annotation of a GenBank genome assembly. Lineage: Eukaryota; Fungi; Ascomycota; Dothideomycetes; Pleosporales; Periconiaceae.